CAAUCACCCCUCUCCACAAAGUGGACGUGGCCAUUUCCCAUCAUUCUAAGGCUGCCAUGACAACCGUGCAAACAUUCACCACCAGAACCAAGAUGGCGUCCUGCGGUCAGCUGUCUCCGGGGAACAACUACAAAUGUCACACCUGUUGGUUUUACUAGUGAAGCACUUCAGAACUCGUCUAGGGACCAGAAACCUUCACACUACACCAAACAACUGGUACAGAACACAAGAACUGCAGCCAUGGCCCUGACAGCAGACCUGGAUCCGGAGUUUUCCGACUUCGGCUUCCAGUGGCUGUUCGAUCCAAACGACCUGGCUUACCUUCCCAUAGAGGAGCAGCUAAAGCACUACAAGCAGAGGCAACUCUUCCCGAAUCACUUCUACCGGGUGGCCUCAAAAUCAUUUGGAUCUCCAUCCUCCCGUAGAAGAGUCAUCAUAGCCCCUCCUAUGAACACAGCAGGCGAUGGUGUUCGGGAACUUAAACAGCCAUUCCAUGCCAGCUUGAAACCCCCUCCUCUGCCAACAAAAACUCUAGAGGAGGAGGUGAGAGAGAUUCAGAAGGAGAUAGCGAUCAGGGAACAGGAGUGUAAAGAGUGGGUGGCAAAGCGACAGACUCUGAGGCAAGACCUGAACAAGUUGGGCCUGAAUCAGUCCUGGCUGGCGAGGAAACCCGACCGGACGGGACUGGAGAGCCGGGUGCUGGGUCAGCUGAAGGUGUCGGACAGACAGAGGCAGCAAGUGCUGGCAGAGCAAGCAGAGGACAAACAGGUAACGAAACCAAAAGUAAAGGAACAGCGAGUGUACAGCCCUCCCCCCAUGGUGUCCUCCCCAUCACCGGAGGCCAUGAGGGUCAUCGAUAAGUAUGUCAGAGAACACAAGUUACGUCUGCUGGACUUCUUCAUGCGCUUUGACAAGAACAAGCAGUGGCUGGUCAGCAGGGAGGACUUUAAAAAAGUCAUCAAGCUGACGGGUGUGCCGAUCAGUGAUCACCAGCUGGAGGACCUGAUGGUGAUGCUGGACCAGGAUGGGAACGAGGGGAUCGACUACCGGGAGCUGGUGCAGGGGCGGUCCAAACUGCACGAUGAGGAGUGGGAGGAGCUCAGGAGUCAGGCCACCUCUCGACUCACCAGAUCUGAGGAAAACCUGGCGGCAGGGAAACACGAAACUUCACGAGCCGGCAAGAAAAGGUCAACCUCAGCCGGGCACUCUGUCAGGGUGCACCAUGCAACAUCGCACAAAACUUCUGAGAAGCUGGCCCAGGAGUCAGGACCGGGCUCCCGUAGAUCGCUGGUCUCUAGUUCUUCCUCACUGUUGGAGGUCCCACCAGUGGAUACGGCUGAGGCUGUGCCUCUCUCCAGUGAAGUGUUGUUGGAGAGAAGGAAAAGGGAGAAACAGUGGGAGAAAAAGGAGAGGCAGAAAAAGAAGAAACGGCAGCAGGAGCUUGAGGAGGCCGUGCGACUGAUCCGGACAGGAAACGUUGCCGUUGACAACCACUCCCUACCCUCCUCCAUGGCAGGGGAGAUGGGAGCAGCAGUGGAUAGGUACCGGCAGCAGAGACUGAGGGAGUACAACCAGAUCUGUAGGCUGUGCAAGGAGCAGGGCGUGGCGCUGACACCAACUUUGUUAGAGAGAGUGCUGCUCCACCCCGGUGACCGGCUGCCCACCAGCUGUACUGCUGGCCUGCGCCAGCCGGGUCUGAACCUGCUGUCCGAGGACUGGAACCGGUCACCAGCUGCCACCAAGAAGGCCAAGAAGGAGGAAAAGGCAGUCAAGCAUCAAGGCGAUCAUGUGGGGUACCAGACAAACAAUGAUGAUUGUUAA
Messenger RNA from Branchiostoma floridae (Florida lancelet), 1821 nucleotides. Its product is annotated as EF-hand calcium-binding domain-containing protein 12-like. The record is from RefSeq and is a predicted model, not a curated record. Gene Ontology annotation, molecular function: calcium ion binding. Lineage: Eukaryota; Metazoa; Chordata; Leptocardii; Amphioxiformes; Branchiostomatidae. The coding region runs from base 241 to 1821 and encodes 526 amino acids. The transcript has 8 exons.